UUGUAUCUUUCGUGUAAGAGGAGAGGACACGAGUGGUCGAUGAGAGAGAGAAAAUGAGAGCGUUGAUAACAAAGUUUGAGUGAGAGGGGAGGGGAGGGGCGGUGCCUGAGUUAAAUAGGCGCCUGCAAAGUAGAGGGAGAGCGUAGAGUUUGUGUGGAGAAGAAAGAGAGCACCUUCCUCAAUAUCUCCGCCCUCCUCAACCACCGCUUUAUUAUUGUUGCUGCCCUCUCCUCAUAUGACCUCAACCCCUUCCUCUCUUCAUCUUUGCAUUCCCCCUUUCUUUCCACCUUCCAUAGUUUUUUUUCAAAUAAAUGGCGACGGUUCAGGGCCUGGCAACUACAAUGACCACACUCCCCGAAACCUUCUUCUCUUCUCCAUCAUCUCGGAGUAUUCAGUUCCCUGCUGUUGUCGCUGGGCGUCGUCACCAUGUAGCUCAAUCACAGAGGAGGAUUACGGUGGUAGGCUUGAGAUCUGAUGGAGGUGUCUCUUUUUCAAAUCAGGGAGCAGGGCAUCGUGGACUUCACUUGAUUCCCACUGCUGUUGCAAGUACAGCAGAGGCUUCUGCAAGCUCUGCAACUGCGAAGCCUGGGCAUGAGCUCCUCUUAUUUGAGGCCCUAAGAGAAGGGCUGGAGGAAGAGAUGGACAGGGAUCCUCUGGUGUGUGUGAUGGGGGAGGAUGUGGGCCACUACGGGGGCUCCUACAAGGUCACCAAGGGCCUUGCCAACAAGUUUGGCGAUCUCCGUGUGCUUGACACCCCCAUUGCCGAGAACUCCUUCACAGGCAUGGGCAUUGGAGCUGCCAUGACAGGUCUUCGCCCCAUUGUUGAGGGCAUGAAUAUGGGCUUUCUCCUGCUUGCCUUCAAUCAAAUAUCCAACAACUGCGGGAUGCUCCACUACACCUCCGGCGGCCAGUUCACCAUCCCUAUCGUCAUCCGGGGACCCGGUGGUGUUGGCCGACAGCUUGGGGCCGAGCACUCCCAGCGCCUUGAGUCCUACUUCCAGUCUGUCCCGGGGCUCCAGAUGGUUGCAUGCUCCACAUCUUACAAUGCCAAGGGUCUCAUGAAGGCAGCCAUCAGGAGUGAGAACCCUGUCAUCCUCUUCGAGCACGUGCUCCUCUACAACCUUAAGGAGAGGAUCCCGGACGAGGAGUACAUAUGCUGCUUGGAGGAGGCAGAGAUGGUGAGGCCAGGGGAGCACAUUACCAUCCUGACCUACUCUCGCAUGCGCUACCAUGUGAUGCAGGCAGCCAAGACCCUGGUCAACAAGGGCUAUGAUCCUGAGGUGAUCGACAUCAGGUCGUUGAAGCCUUUCGACCUUUACACCAUCGGCAACUCUGUGAAGAAGACCCAUCGAGUGCUGAUCGUAGAGGAGUGCAUGCGAACUGGGGGGAUUGGGGCGAGCCUAAGGGCUGCCAUCAUGGAGAACUUCUGGGACUACCUUGAUACCCCCAUCGAAUGCCUCUCCUCUCAGGACGUCCCGACCCCGUAUGCAGGGACGCUUGAGGACUGGACUGUUGUCCAGCCCCCACAGAUUGUUGCUGCUGUUGAGAAGCUCUGCUGCAUGUAAAAGUGGGUUUUGACUUGCGAGAAAGAGAGAGCUCUUCUGCUUGCUUUUUUGUUUUGUUUAUUUGUGAUCGGUUGUUCUUGCUUAAUAGAGGUUGUUAGUUAGGAAUCACUUAGCUUCUUUGUUUUGUCUCUAGUUUCUAUAUGAUUUUUUUUUCCUCCUGGUAACCAACCUUAGAGGAUGUUAAUGGUGGCUUAAAGCCAAGAGGCUUAUUGUGCAAGCAGUACAGACAUUCUCUCUUUUUUCCUCUCGUCUCUUGUCUUAAUUCUUUAACAUUUGAAACUCCUCUAUAUGAUUAUAUAAGUUGGCAAGGAGGCCCUGGAAGAUGGAAGGGGGAGUCUCUUGAAAGAUGGAUUUAUGGAUUUUGACUGUA
Molecule: messenger RNA, 1935 nt
Organism: Amborella trichopoda
Lineage: Eukaryota; Viridiplantae; Streptophyta; Magnoliopsida; Amborellales; Amborellaceae
Product: pyruvate dehydrogenase E1 component subunit beta-3, chloroplastic
Source: RefSeq, a predicted model, not a curated record